CCCAGCUUUGUGGCUGUGGAGACGUCGUUACAGGGGUUAAAAACAGACACGGACUACUUAAUAGAAAUAACAUGAAUGUGUGAAUAUCCUGGUGUGGGUCGUGCGGCGGUUUGUGGAGUUUGGAGCGGCGAGGAAAGCGUCGCAUUGAACUGGAAGCGGAGUUUUGUUUUAUUAUCCAGCGUAAAGGGAAGGCGUUAUGUGUCCCAAACCAAAGACUAAGUUAGGGCUAAAAUUUGAAAAUGUCAAUGGAUGAAUUUCAUACGAAAAGGAAAAUUUGGGAGGUGAGCGUUUGAGAGCUAAAUUAGCAGUAGCCUAGCGAGACAAGAAACCGGCUCGCGCAGAUGUGAUCAAAGAGGGGGCACAUUUACUGUAUCGCGAGCUGUCAGGGUUUUAUUUAAAUGUUCCAUGCAGUACUUUUACAAAGGAAAACCCCUCCGUCCGUAUUACUGUGAAGGAAAAAGGCAGCAAUUGUUCCCGUGGGUCGUUUUUCUGGUGACAUAAGCCCUCCACCAUGGAUCUGCUGGAGUGUCCGCUCUGUCUCUUCCUGCUGUGCGAGCCGGUGACCAUGUCGUGCGGCCACACGUUCUGCCGGAGAUGCGUGGGGGGUUACCUCCCGUCCAAAUGCCCGUCAUGCAAAGAGAAGUUUAAGCAGAGAGAGGUGAGAAGCACGAAGAACAACGUUUUACUCAUCAGCGUCGUGGAAAAGUGCUGCCCGGACGAGACGAAGAUGAAGUGCCAUAUACUGGAGAAGCUCAAAGCCGACGAGUUCGCGGAAGCUUUACGCAUCGCAAAUGAGGGGCUACACUUAGUCCCAGGUGACCAGAGUUUGAAGGUGUACAGAGCUGAAGCUAACUGUGGCCUGAUGCGUUUCUCUGAAGCUCUGACAGACCUCGACUACCUCUGCUGCCUUCGUCCUAACUGGACUGAGGGCUUCUUCCGCAAAGGGAAUGUACUGCUGGAAAUGGGUCAGCAGACAGAAGCCCUCAUGCAGUUCCACCGUUGCCUAAAUCUACAAGCUGACUUUGUUCCUGCAAAAAGCCAGAUCAAGAAGAUCCUGGAGGCAGAGGGCAUGGCAGUGCCGGACGAGGUGUCCUGCAUUUUGCAAGUGGUGUCCGAGUACCUGAGAGAGCCCUGCCCCAUUACCAGCCUCAGCAGCUCCCAGGGCCCCGAGGGCCUCAAGCAUCCACAUGGGGAUGAGGGAGAGGGAAAAGCAAGGAGAGAGGCACACCAGGUGAAGCAUGACUCAGGCACUGAGUGCUGCCUCAGCCUCUGCCAGGCUGUUUCCUUCCUCCCCGCUGCUGAAGAGGACGAAGAGAUGAUGAUGAGGAAGGACGAUGUGCAUGGCAGGGGUGAAAGUAGUCGCUGCAGAGAGAAAACUCUGGGUGUUCUCACUGUGUCAGACUUUGAGUGUCCUCUCUGCAUCAGGUUGUUUUUUGAGCCAGUCACCACCCCCUGUGGUCACACCUUCUGUAAAAACUGCAUAGAGAGGAGUCUGGACCACAACCUCCGCUGCCCACUCUGCAAACAGCCACUACAAGAGUACUUUAAAAACAGGAAGUAUAACCCCACGGUUCUGCUUCAGGGCAUCAUGACCCGGCUUUUCCCCUCACAGCUGACUGAGAGGAAACAGGUCCACGAUGCUGAGAUGGCUGAACUGUCCAAUCUUACUAAGGACAUCCCUAUAUUCGUCUGCACGGUGGCCUACCCUGGCGUGCCCUGCCCUCUGCACAUCUUCGAGCCUCGAUAUCGGCUGAUGAUGCGUCGCUGUAUGGAGACUGGCACCAAGAAGUUUGGCAUGUGCAGCUAUGAGCACGGCAAGGGGUUUGCAGACUACGGCUGCAUGUUGGAGAUCCUCACUCUGGAGCUGCUGCCUGAUGGACGGUCAUACGUGGACACAGUGGGCGGCAGCAGAUUCAGGGUGCUGAAGAGAGGGCAGAGGGAUGGCUACCACACGGCGGACAUAGAGUACCUGGAGGACCUCAAGGUUGAUGGUAGUGAGCUGGAGCUUUUGCAACACCUCCAUGACAGCGUGUACCAGCAGGCUCAGGACUGGUACCAGCGCCUUGGCAGCCGCAUUCGCGAGCAGAUCAACAGGCAGUACGGCACCAUGCCAGAUAAGGAGGAAAACAUUCAGGCCUCAUCCAACGGUCCAGCCUGGUGCUGGUGGCUGCUCUCUGUCCUCCAGCUGGACCCGGCCUAUCAAACCACCGUCCUGUCCCUGACCUCACUCAAAGACCGCUUGGGACACCUCCGCCUCGUCCUUGAGUAUUUCUCUCAGAGCUAGACCCCCCCCAGCAGAGUGGAACUGUGGCCACAACCAGCUGAGAGUAACAUAAUGUUGCACACACACAUACGAAUGGAGUGAAAUCAAAGAAUGCCCUCACACCGCAGAGGCUGGUUUUUGGCCUCUGAAACAUGGAGGGACUGUCUUAAAAAUCACAGCUCAAGGCCAAAUCAUCUGGCCAAUAGCAGAAAGAUGGUGAUUUUAUUACGAAACACAUGUUUGGUUUUGUUUCGUUUGGGUUUGCAUACGUUAUCUUUCUUACACCAUUUUCUUCCCUGGGAAUUCAAGGUUUCACAGUAGUUCCACUACACACUUUGUACUUGCUGCAACAGUAAGAACUACAGAGUUGACCAAAGAUGCUUCUUAUUUAGGUCCAUCAGAAGUGGUAAAUUAUUAUUUGUGGAUAAACAAAAUCAGUUAAUUUUCCUAAGAAUAGUGCCGCAAAUAGGCACUAGGUGUCACUGUUUCCUCUCCAAUUAUUAUUAAUAUGAAGACCAUGCAACAGAAUCAGCCAAGCUAGUACAGUAUACUGUACUGUCAUGAGUUGACUAUUCAAAUGAGACUCUGCAUCACUAUAGCUAAUAAGUUUGGAGUGAAAAUGAACAUUGAUAGCACACACAAUUUGUAUGGAGUUUUUUAGGACUAUGCAUCAGAGUUAUUUGGCUAUAGCUGAAGGGCACUUCUUGUAAUGCUUACAUUUCAGUUGCAUCUAUUGGCCUUAGCAGCCAUCAACUAUGGCUCAUUUUGUACGAUGGAAUAAUCUGAAAAGAUCCCUAUUUAGUAUUAGUAAAUAUUGCAAUAAUGAUUUAUAGUGUCACACGGAAUGGCCACAGCUGGAGGAUCAUUUUUUUACUGAAUGAAGCUGCUGAUGUUUUUGCUGUCUCUGGAUGCUGUUUGUUAUCAUCUAGCAGAGAAACAGCCCUGUGAAAUUAUGACAAUGAGGAGAUGCUGUCAGUGAAUGGGAGACGGAGGCGUGCCAGCUUUGUAUUACAGUAUGAACCUGUGUGAUUAUGUUUGUUGAUGGUCAAGCGUGGAUGCAGCACUGUAUGUUUGUAUGCCAGCUGUAAAUAGUAAUUUUUGUCAUUCGCCAUUAUAGUAAGCAGAUUUUUUUGAAUUACACAGGCGUGGUCAUGUCCGCUCCCUCGGGGUGCAGCGAAGCAUCAGUCCCAGGUGACAGUGUUUAACAUCUCUUGUGCAGGGAUAAGCUGUAAAAUCAUUUAGCUAGGGUCUGACCAGGGCUAAGUCUCCCCUGCUGUGCCUCUGUGGAGGCCUUAUCUGCUGCGUCUGGCCCCUACUGUGUCUCUCUGCCUGUCUGGCCCCUCUACCACCAGUCUUGGUGCCUUUGAGUGCCUGGGCCAGCUCACCAGGAGACCUGCGAGUCUUAGAGUCUCUCUACAGCACAUAGAGGAUGGACUGUGUGAUUUGCCAUUGAUUUUUAUUGAUAUAGUGCUACAUUCCAUGGAAUGUUGAAGCUGCAGUGUUGCGGAUAGUUAAUUCACUAACAAAUACGGGCUUGACUGGGUGAAACAAGAGAGCUUAUGUUUUGUUUUUCUACUUUGAUAAACGUGCCAUAGGUAUUUCUAUGUUCUGUGUUUUACGGGAAUAUUUAGCUAAAUAGCAGCUGUGUUUAUGUCUUUAUGUCACAGAUUAGUCUUUAACCCUCAUGCCUUUUGUCCGGUGGACGGUGAACUACCAUCUCUUCAUGGCCAACAUAUCUAUCACUUUGAACAGAGACACUCUUCUAGAUACAGUUUGUAUGUUAGGGAACUGUAGCCCUGCUCGUGUGAUAUUGUAGAUACAGCUUAGAUUAAAAGGCUUAAUCAUGAGACUUGAUACGCACAGAAAAGUCCCACGAAAGGACCAAUCAGUGGAUGGACUGAUGGACAGUGGGGCCGCAUUGGUUACCCAAUAAACAGGCACUGAACUCUGACCUGGGAACUAAUCAUUUACUUGAGGGCAAAAAAACACUGUUUUUACCAUUUCUUAGAAUGAGUUAAUCGACCUCAGUUAAUAUUGUGAAGUCUUUUGACGCCAUCUGGGAUUGAGUUUGGACUCAAAGACUCGAAUGUGCCAGUAAUCACAACAUGACUCCAAAGCUAGUGGUGUUGAAUUCACUGAAACAUGCACCACUUGGGUCAUUUUCUUGCUACCAGACAUGAUUAAAGCUCACUCAAAACAAAAAGGGACUGAGGUUCUUCUCGAAUCUCUGAACGACCUGCCUCAUUUGACUUUUUGGUACAUACGACCACUUCACUUGCACAAAAUCGUUUUCUCUGUUUUGUUUCUGAUGCCCAGCUGCAGUAUCUCACACGUGUUUCUCUGUUCUGCUAAUCCAAUCAUGCAUCUUUCUGUGUGUCACUUCUAUUACCCGAAGACGCCUCCUUUCGUGGAACAACAUGCUGAUGUGUGUUGAUCACAGCAGUUGGACUCAUAUUGGUUUACUCUGUUUAAAACUGCACCAGUGUGUGAUUUACUUCAUGAUAAAAUACUAAAUAUAUUUGCAGAAUAAACUAUUGCACCCUCAUAUUUUUGAUCCAACCAUGGGUUUAAUUUGCCUCUAAUCUUUUAAUAGGUUCACCUUCAGUGCUGCUAAUGCACCACAGCACAGUCAUGAUUUUUCAUCUAAUUUAGACUGCAGCUCUUGCCCCUGCAUACCCUGGCAGAUGUCCAUUAGCCAUAGCUGCAAUCUAAUUGGCUUGUCAGAAAAUGCUCUCUAACACAGUUUAAAUAAUUUGCACUGAAUCCACAUUGUCUCUUACACGGAACACAGAGCAUAAUAAGUGACCCGUUCUUGGCAGCGAUUGCCCGCGAGAGCGAGUCUUAACACUAGUUGGGAAAGGCUGUGAACGGCAGCGUGGUGGCUUGUUCCUGCUAUGUGCUGCAGCUUGCAGGAAAUAUUGGCUGAUGUUGUCUGGUGGUCAGUGGUCUGCGGGCUGUAUGUACUCCACACAUGCAUUGUUAUUCUCUGCACUCUGUGCUCAAAUGCCUCCAUGCUACACAGUACAUUUAAACCCACUGAAACUAAAACAAUUGCUGUCUGAAUAAUUUCUAUUCAUUCCUCCACCUCCAAGCCAAGAGCAGUAACUUAUCUUGAUCUUACUGUUGUUUAUUUGCUUGCCCCCCUGAAUGACUUUUUAAAUGUUAUUAUAAAUAAAGCUUUUGAA
Molecule: messenger RNA, 5448 nt
Organism: Chelmon rostratus (copperband butterflyfish)
Lineage: Eukaryota; Metazoa; Chordata; Actinopteri; Chaetodontiformes; Chaetodontidae
Gene: lonrf4
Product: LON peptidase N-terminal domain and ring finger 1
Exons: 12
Coding region: 512-2284 (590 amino acids)
Molecular function (GO): protein binding
Source: RefSeq, a predicted model, not a curated record